Molecule: messenger RNA, 2019 nt
Organism: Auanema sp. JU1783
Lineage: Eukaryota; Metazoa; Nematoda; Chromadorea; Rhabditida; Rhabditidae
Source: the annotation of a GenBank genome assembly
AUGUAUGGUUUGAAUGAUUUGGACGCGAUAUCGCAGAUUUAUUCCUCCAAAAGUUACAAUCCAGUCAAUUUGGCAGCCUCGAUCAGCUUGAAUCUGCCUGUAAAUAUGCUGCAAUCAACUUCUUAUAAUAAUUUCAAUUAUAAUCGAAGACGGUUAUCACUCAUUGAAGCUUUAAACAAUUCUAUCCAAGACGAUUUUUGUAGUCCGACAACUAAUUUGAGCAUCGCUGGAUCAACAGCUGUUCUGCCGAAACCUCAGUCGCCGAUAUACUACAACAGCACAACUAAUCUUAAUAAUAAUAAUAUUAAUAAUAAUAAUAGUUUUUAUGAAGACGAGAUGAGCAAAUCGGCCAUUUUGAAACAACAUGAGCCGGAACGGAUUUAUUCAGUUCGACAAAUACUUAAUCAGAAUCAUGAUCUGUUGGACAGAGGACGACUUUCCAUGCGAGUCCCAAGAAUCUAUGUGAAGAAUUCUCGUGAUGAAUCGUUUAUCCAGGAAGUACCAAGAAUUGUCCGAACUCGAGUUGCUAAACGAUCUAAAAGCCAACCAAACAAUAAUGGAGGCAGUAUGGGAAAUUCUUCUCAAGAAUCUGAUCUAGAAUACGAUUCGCCGUCAUCAUCCCAUAUCUCUCGUGUAGAUUGUGAAGAAUCAUCAUGGCAACGAGGAUGUCGUUGUUCUCUUCAAUCAACUUCGAGUUCCAUCGCAAGUCGGAGCGGAAGCACUUCAAGUGGUGAUAGUGGGAUAGUUCUAGCUGAAGCUUCAUGGGAUCAUGUAGCUCUGAUGCCAGACGAAUUACCGUUUGCAUCUGGGGACGUAAUAACCGUCAUUGAUACUUCUUCUCAAUCUGGUUUAUGGUAUGGCUCAUGUCGUGAUAGUCAAGGAUGGUUCCCAUCCAGUCAUGUUCGGAUUUUAUCAACAAAUUCCCGACCCACAUCAAGCUGUACGCCAUCUGAAUGGGAUCCUCAUUUGCGUAAAAGACGAGGAAAAGUUGUAGAGGAGCUUCUACACACAGAAAGGGAUUAUGUGAGGCUGUUAGAAGAUAUUGUUCAAGGAUUCAUGGAACAAACCAGAAGGCGUCCAGAGUUGUUCAAUGCUAAUCGAAUCCGGAACAUAUUUGGAAACAUACAUUCCAUAUAUGUUGUUCACUCCAAGUUACUGCGAGAUCUUGAGAUGGCUUUAGACCAAUCAACUCCCGAGAACUCAAACAUUGGCGCGGCUUUUCUACGAAAUAAACAUGCUUUUUCGAUCUAUUCGGAGUAUUGCAAUAACCGGCCAGUUUCCUGUGCAGAAUUGGCUCAACUAAGCCGGCAGUCUAUAUACAGACAGUUCUUUGAAGCUUGCCGCCUACUCAGAGGCAUGCCCAACUUGUCUCUGGAAGGCUUCUUGUUAACUCCUGUACAGAGGAUCUGUCGUUAUCCUCUCCAGCUGGCUGAACUAUUAAAAGCAACGCCUGUUUGGCAUGAAGAUGCUGCCGCACUAGAAGCUGCAGAGAAGUGUAUGAGGGAUGUGACCGCGAGUAUAAAUGAUAGAAAAAGGAGAGUUGAAACUUUGCAAGAACUCGCUAGAUGGCAGAGGAAUGUUCACGGAUGGAGGGGACCCGACCUCUUAGAGAAUAAUUCAGCUAUGCUUAGAAGUGGUGAAGUCCAUAUCAGAGUUGUAGCAAACGGGCAUCAACAGUAUGCCAAAGAUUUAAUUAUGUUCUUAUUUGACCAGUCGAUCGUUUUCUGUAAGAAAGAUCCUUUGAAGAAGAAUUGUUUCAUUUUCAAAGAUAGAUUGUCUCUCAAUCUCGUGAACCUCGUGGAUUGUAAGGAUGGCAAAGAUUCCACGUUCAAUUGCUCAGUAAAGAAUUCUUUGAAACUGGUUUGUAAUAGUCGUCAAAUCCUUAUUACCUGUCCGGAUAAGAAAGCUAAGGCUUCAUGGUUAUCAGCUUUCGACACAGGCUCCUCGAAGAUUUCACCAGUGACAGCCGAAGAGAAACGAUUAGCUUUAGCUUCUUUACAUUCGAUGGAAUUCAUAUGA